AUGGUCUCUUUCAAGAGUCUAUUGCUGUUGGUCCCCGUCAUUCCUCAGCUGGUAGUUGCGACGUCAUGCGAUUACGGAUCCUGGUACAUCGAAAUCAACCUUGCAGCAGGCGCUCAAGGCAACCGACGCGGAGAUCUCUAUGCUGAGCAUUCCAAGACUCCAGGCGUGAUCAGCCACUCAGUAUGGAUCUAUGACCCUCAGACAGAUUUGACUACCUAUACCGCGGAAGAUCCGACCUUAAACAACACGCUUAUCUCGGUUCUUGGUCUGCAGAAUUUUGAGAUAGAGCAGACCAUCCUUGGGAUCCCCUUGAAGGGAUCUGGGCUUAUCGACAUGUACUUUAGCCCGGCCGCAAACGGCCGCGGCGGCAAGGGCAACACGACGAUUAUUUCGGAGUUGAACGAUUGA
Molecule: messenger RNA, 408 nt
Organism: Colletotrichum abscissum
Lineage: Eukaryota; Fungi; Ascomycota; Sordariomycetes; Glomerellales; Glomerellaceae
Exons: 2
Coding region: 1-408 (135 amino acids)
Source: RefSeq, a predicted model, not a curated record